This is a messenger RNA of Amyelois transitella, 1077 nucleotides long. RefSeq lists its product as uncharacterized. Bases 206 to 883 code for a protein of 225 amino acids. Gene Ontology annotation, molecular function: DNA binding. Lineage: Eukaryota; Metazoa; Arthropoda; Insecta; Lepidoptera; Pyralidae. The record is from RefSeq and is a predicted model, not a curated record. The transcript is spliced from 2 exons.
AAGGGCGGGCAAGACGGUUAUGGUAGGCAAAAAGGGUAUUUCAUUUAUUUCUAUGCAAACGAAAGAACGAGUCAACACGAUCACGGGACGCGCUAGCGCGCUCGCGCCAUAGAUAAAACAGCACGCCGCGGGGAGCGGCACGCUUAAGACGAGUGCACUGGGAGCUGUACAUGUUUUCGCGCCAAAAAAAUACAAUAUUUGCAACAUGGUGUACAAUUAUAAAAGAAAAACUGAGAGAGCAUCUUGGUCGGAGAGUACGCUAAGAGAAGCAAUGAAUGAGGCAAAAAAAACCUCAAUAAAAGGUGCUGCCACUAAAUAUGGAAUAUCCUACAGUGUUUUACAGCGACGCAUGAAAACAGGUUCUUCUGUCAAGAGUCUCGGUAGGUUCAAAUCAAUAUUUACAAAUGAUGAAGAGCUAGAGUUAGUUCAGCAUCUAAAGUCCCUAGAUUCUCUAUUUUACGGACUUACUAAGUCUGAAUUUUUGCGAUUGGUUGGUGAAUUUGCUAAGCGCAAAAAUAAGCAAACAACGUUCAAAAAUAAUACUGCUGGAAAGCAAUGGUUCAAAAACUUCAAAAUGAGGCAUCCUGAAAUAGUACUGAGGACACCAGAAUCUACGUCCAUAGCCAGAUUACAAGCAUUUAAUAGGCCAGCUGUCAACAGGUUCUACGAUUUACUUGAAAGCUUAUAUGCAGAGAAAAAUACGAAAGUCCUCCUACAGAGGACUGGAUCCAGUGCUAACAAUGUCAAGAAUGGUCUCAUGAAUCAUGUUCUUCUUAUAGUGGACAUGGAUCGUACUUUUGUGACAUCUGUUUUGAUUAAUAGAUUAAAUUAUAUACCAUAUUCUUUUUGCCCGCUUAGGGUACCCGUUUUACCGACCCCCUAAGAGCAAAACGGGUUUUUAGAUUAUUUUUUUUAAACUGAUAUUACUUAAUUAUGAUGAUUGUUUAGUUCAUUUUCACUGAUGAUUGUGAUAGCCAAAGAGGCAAAGUUUCGUUAUGUUUUUGUUUUUUAAUAAAAUUCUAUUCAUUUACAAAGAUUUUGAUUGAUAAACCUUAAGGGGCCCGCGUUGCCCGACCG